CUGAGCUCGAGCCUCGGCGUUUCGGCUCACAAUCAACCUCAGCUCUCACGUUCUCUGAGCGGCGUGCAUACCCAUGAUUUAUCCCCUUGAUAGAGUAACCCCUCGAUUGCCGUACCAAACCCACGGUUUACAGGGAGUGCAUGACCUGUAGCGACACCCUGUAAUUAAGCGAAGAACGCUGAAAUCUGUCUGCUGCGUUGUCGUCUAGGUACCUUAGGCAGCCUCGGGCAGCCCUAGCGCCUCGCUUCAGCGCCGCCCUUCCCGUCUGACUGGUGUACAAGCGAGCCGUGUUUGAAUUUCCAGCCUCCCUGUCCACCGUUUCAAUAUUUCUCGAGUCGAUGAAGAAAGUCUCCUAACCUCAUGGCGACCAAUCUAUUGGUUUGUCUGGAGUGCUUACCUUCACUUGGUAAAACCAUGAGAAGACUCUUCCGACUUCACAUUGGUAACUGUUCGCCCUCAACGUUUUUGAUGCUCUCCAUCGACGCUUGCUGGAGGACGUGGCCAGUGCUGUGUACGAUCGUCGCUCCAAACACUCAUGUUAUUGUUCUAUGGCUGUCAAGUCUGUGUAGCUUAUUCUUCAGCAUCUGCAAGCAUAAUUGGCACUCCAUAAAGCUUGUAAACUCACCGAAAUACGCGAUAUCCACUCAUCAUACACCAGGCUCUCCUCGCUGCCAUGUCCUCCUUCUGUUUCUACACUAUCCUUGCUCCAGCAGAAUUUUUAAGCGGCCGUAGUUUAACACAUAUAUACCCUCACUAUUCUGGACCGCACGAUUUUGGAAACUGGCAAUGGGCAUCUUAACAAUCGGGUUGAUCAGGACGGAUGCCGCAUCGCUUGUGUAAUCUACCCUGGCAUGCAACACUCCCCCUUACAAUAGCUGCCCGGUACCAUUAAAUGUCGGAAACCAAGGGAAAGAUUGGAAACCUAGCAAGGUUGAACUCAGCUACCAAUCACAUCAAUCGGGCAAUGGGUUUGAAAUAUCGACAAUCCGAGGACCGCCUACGAUCCUUGACAGACUUAAACACCCUGCCUGGGUGGACGUCCCCCACGGACGGCCCGCACUUCCAAUAGCCCAACACAAGCUUUAAGCUUCUUCCACAACGAUGAUAGCAAGCUUCAGGUACUCAUUCCUAGGUCUCAUCAAGGGAGAUUACCUUUCUGUAAUUAUCACAAUAGUAAUAGCAAGCUGUCCUAUGCUAUUGAGAUACCGCAAGAGCUUCAUAGCAGUCGAUAUCCGUGGCACUAAUUUCUACACCUCAUCUUCCAAUUAUAUGGCCGAGGUGAAAGUUUUCCCCACGAUCUGGCAAAAUCGCCAUGAUUUCAAGACCACGUGGCACCUAGUUGAAGCCAGACCCAAAGUCUAUUCCACCACAUCCUCCAGACACAAACUGUGACACUCAAUAUUCCCCACCCUCGAAAUCAUUUCGUUGGCAUUGCCAAGCAGCAACGAUGUUUACUUUUCCGUGUAACUCACUUACUCGCGUGCAGUGUCGCACAAACAAACUACCUACCGAUACAACCACUACCACAGGCGAACCAGAAUUGCUUGUUUCGACCAAGAAUACGCAUGCCAAGACCUCAUUGUCAACAUCACCGUCUAUGAUUAGGUCAUAGAUCAGUCGGAUUAUUUCCAGUAUUAAUAGACUUUAUUAGUGCUGGAAAACUCUUGGUGUCCGGCAGAUAGGUAUUGAGAAAAAGUAAGGCCGCGGUGUUUGGGCAACCAGGAAUGACAAGCCUGAGUGAUCUGCGGGGAGACUGUAUUGACUUUUGUAGAUCGACGCGGGAUGAGAAGUUUAUUUUUCGGGUAUAAAUCCCCACAGACCGCUCUCCCCCCUCUCUUUGGAUGACAGUGUCUUUGCUGCAUUAUUAUUCCUCUUCAUCGAUCAAACAUUGUGGCGCUGUCUGUCUUGAAUGUACUCGUAUCGUAGUACCUUGUGUUUAUAUAUGCCACAAUGGCAAAGCACCAAGAUCCAGAGAAGUUCGCGACAGAUGGUCAGCCCGGCUCGCCAGUCAAGGGAGACACGAUCGUACAUGAAACGAAGUCGGCGCCGGGGAGAAGCCUGUUCAACGGCACAAUCAAGUUGACGACAAGCAAAGGGCGCAAGCAGGAAGUUGUGCUUAUUCCUCAGCCAACAGUUGAUCCAAGAGGUACGCAAGACGUCCUCAUCCAUCUUUCGACGGGAUAUUUAAAACCCCAUCUCGUACCUUAUCAUCUGAUUUGCGCGUGUUUGUCAUGAAACCAGACUGGUCGUGCCUCCUGCCUACCCUCAAGCAUGCAGCUCAACUCCUUGCGUUCCCCCAUGUAGCCUGGAUCGCACUCAUGAAUGGCGUGAUUAUUGGCUUCGACAUCUCCAUCAUCAUAACCUACGGGCCCAUCCUCGUCGCACCGCCCUACAGCUGGCCGGAGGCGUCCGUCUCGCUCACGCAAGUCGGGCAAUUCCCCGUAGCAUUUAUAGCAAUUCCACUUUUAGGGUGGUUCGCGGAUCGGUCAGUGGUGUGGAUGGCGAAGAGGAAUAAAGGCGUUCAUGAGCCGGAGUUUCGGUUGUUGACCUUGGUUUUCCCCCUGGUACUGUGCAUGAUCCUGCUGAUUGUGUAUGGACUUGGAGCGCAGUAUCCAUUCAAGUAUCAUUGGAUGGCGAUUGUGUUCCCGCAAGAUGUUAUUCUGCUUGUGCUGUUUGCAUUGAAUACUGUUGGAUUGACUUACCUACUUGACGCGCAUCCGCAGCGGGCGGGGCCGAUUUGUGUCGUUAUUUGCGUUUGUAGAGGGUUGAUAAGUUUUGGCGUGUCGAGGAAUACGGUUACCUACGUGGAUAACGUUGGCUAUUUAAACUUAUUUGGGAUUUACACGGGCAUGGUGGGUGUUUUUGCCUUGACGGGCGUGGCCAUUUUUGUCUGGGGGAAGAAGUUGAGAAUGUUCUGUGCGAGAUGGGCGAAUUGAACGGUGGGGAAUGGGUUUGUGAGAGAAUUGUGAAGAUCGUCUUGCAUUUCUAGUAUUUUUUUGGUUUCAGGUGGAGAUGAGGAACUUUGAUCUAGUCAUUUGCAAAGUAACUUUAAAUGCAGUAUGUUUCGUUUCAUGUCUUUAU
This is a messenger RNA of Cadophora gregata, 3081 nucleotides long. RefSeq lists its product as uncharacterized. Gene Ontology annotation, biological process: transmembrane transport. The record is from RefSeq and is a predicted model, not a curated record. NCBI's taxonomy places the organism in Eukaryota, Fungi, Ascomycota, Leotiomycetes, Helotiales, Ploettnerulaceae. The transcript has 2 exons. Bases 2232 to 2936 code for a protein of 234 amino acids. Gene Ontology annotation, molecular function: transmembrane transporter activity.